Molecule: messenger RNA, 1001 nt
Organism: Monopterus albus (swamp eel)
Lineage: Eukaryota; Metazoa; Chordata; Actinopteri; Synbranchiformes; Synbranchidae
Product: ubiquitin thioesterase OTUB2
Exons: 5
Coding region: 307-978 (223 amino acids)
Biological process (GO): negative regulation of double-strand break repair; protein K48-linked deubiquitination
Cellular component (GO): nucleus
Molecular function (GO): ubiquitin binding; cysteine-type deubiquitinase activity
Source: RefSeq, a predicted model, not a curated record
GUUUGAAAAUAGAAGCUGCUAAAACCUGUGUUAGCUCAGUCAAAGAUCAGCGCAAGAUCUUCAGUUACAAAAUGACUCGAGCAGAGCAUUAACCAAACCUUGUACUGUUCCUUUAACACAAGCACGUGGUACCUGCAAACAUCCGGUUUAUAGAAAAUGAAAAUACACUUCCAACAUCGCUCUGACAAUCAGCUUUGAUGCACGGAGUCUUGACAAACUGUAAUUACGCUUUCUCACAUAGUUUCCAUGUUGUCGAAAUACGAAGGCACGAAGUCGACCUUUUAAUCUGCUGUGUGGUGUCGACAGAUGGAGGCUGGAAGUAUUGUUGAGUGCAGAGAGGACAUUUCCUCCCUGUUCCCUGAACAAACGCCCGGAGCCAAACACAAAGAUUUAAGCAGCCAGUUUUCCUCCGUGAGACAAGUGCGCGGGGAUGGAAACUGCUUCUACAGAGCCGUCUGCUUCGCUCACUUGGAGUCAGUCCUACACAAUGCUAGGAGCUUGCAGAGAUUCAAGGACAAAAUUAUUCAGAGCGGCAACGUUUUGUCCUCAGCUGGAUUUGAUGAGAGUUUCUUCAAGCACCACCUGAGCACACUCGUAGAUGUUGUGGAGCGGUGUCAGACCGAUGAGCAGGAAAACACUCUGCUCAGGCUCUUCAAUGAGCACAAGACCUCGGACAGUGUGGUGCAGUACCUCAGGCUGCUCACUUCAGCACAUCUGCGAAACCAUGCAGACUUCUUCUGCAAUUUUGUGGAGUCACCUGAUCUGCAUGCCUACUGUCACCAGGAAGUGGAGGCCAUGGCGAUGGAGUGUGAUCAUGUGGACAUCUUAGCUCUGGCGCAGGCUCUGGAUAUUUGCAUCCACAUAGUCUCUAUGGAGGGUGAUGAAGAGAAGUUGGCUCACCACAUCAUUCCAGAGGGUGCUGAACCUUCCCUGCACCUCCUCUACAAAACGUCACAUUACAACAUUCUCUACCCGUAACCUCAGCGCUGACCAGUGGUCCA